Messenger RNA from Medioppia subpectinata, 525 nucleotides. The record is from the annotation of a GenBank genome assembly. NCBI's taxonomy places the organism in Eukaryota, Metazoa, Arthropoda, Arachnida, Sarcoptiformes, Oppiidae.
UUGGACGAAUUGCUGGCCAAACGCAAUACACCCGUCGAUUCGGUGAUCGAGUUUAACAUCGAUGACGAUAUUCUGGUCAAACGGAUCUGCGGUCGACUGCUUCACGAGCCGAGCGGACGCACGUAUCACGAAGAGUUUUACCCGCCGAAGAAGCCAAUGACCGACGAUUUAACUGGGGAACCAUUAAAGCGCCGGUCGGACGAUAAUCCGGAGGCUCUUCGGACUCGUUUGGAUGCUUUCCAUAAGCAGACGGCGCCGUUAGUUGAGUACUACAAUCGCAAAGGUCUGUAUACAACGGUGAACGCCGACAAACCGGCGCCCGUUGUGUACGACUCCAUACUGUCGGCCUUCCGGAAGGCAAAGUCCAAAGACCUCGUGAUCUUUGUUUAAUAUAAGGACACUAUUUUCGGGUACUUUUUGGCCACUAUUUGGUCAAUACUUUUUGUAAUACAAAAAGUGGUUCUUUUAUGAGCCUUUAGUUCGGGUUUUUUACUCUUAAAAAACUAUUUGUUAUUAAUAUUAAAU